GCGCCUCCCGGAAGCGUUUUGAGAGACGAGGGCGGCGGCGAAUCCAUGGACGAACCACAUCCUCCUCCAGUGUUGUAUUUGGAUGAAAUGGAAACUGGCAAUGUGUGAAUUUGAUCAUCCAGAGAUCCGAUCAGUUGAGUCUGUGAAUGGCGCCAAAACAGGACCCUAAACCUAAGUUUUCAGAAGGGGAAAGAGUCCUGUGUUUUCAUGGGCCAUUGCUCUACGAGGCAAAGUGUGUGAAGAUCAAUAUCAAGGAAAAGCAGAUCAAGUACUUCAUUCAUUACAGCGGAUGGAACAAAAACUGGGAUGAAUGGGUUCCUGAAAGCAGAGUUCUCAAAUAUGUGGACAGCAACCUUGCAAAACAAAAAGAGCUUCAAAAGGCCAAUCAGGAUCAUUAUGUUGAGGGGAAGAUGAGGGGGGCAGCACCAAGCAAAAAGAUUGCUGCAGUGCAGCAGAAAAAUGUUGAUCUGAAAGCAAAGAAGAGCAAGCAGAAGACCCCUGGGGCAGGAGAGGGCACUAGCACCGGAGAGAUGCCCCAGGGACCGAGGAAGAAGAGGGCUCGGGCAGAUGCCACUGUUGAAAGUGAGGAGAUGUUCACCAACCGUGUGGAGGUGAAGGUGAAGAUCCCAGAGGAGCUAAAACCCUGGCUAGUGGAUGACUGGGACCUCAUCACCCGGCAGAAACAGUUGUUUCACCUACCGGCAAAGAAAAACAUUGAAGCAGUCUUGGAGGACUAUGCAAACUACAAGAAAUCUAAAGGAAACUCGAACGACAACAAGGAGUAUGCGGUGGGCGAGGUGGUUGCAGGGAUCCGGGAGUACUUCAACGUCAUGCUGGGCACCCAACUGCUCUACAAGUUCGAGAGACCCCAAUACGCCGAGAUCCUGGCCGAGCGCCCCGAGACGCCCAUGUCCCAGGUCUACGGAGCGCCCCACCUGCUGCGCCUUUUUGUGCGCAUCGGAGCCAUGCUAGCCUACACGCCGCUGGAUGAGAAAAGCCUGGCUCUUCUGCUGAAUUACCUCCAGGACUUCCUCAAGUACCUGGUGAAGAACUUGUCCACGCUGUUCAGUGCCAGCGACUACGAGGUGGCCCCGCCCGAGUACCACCGCAAGGCUGUGUGAGAGCUUCCCGGGUGCACUACAGUCUCCUGACCUCAGACAGCCCCCACACAGCACACCACGGCCCUCACAAGCCCCCCUGUUCGAGUGGAGCGAACCUCCAGGAUCUUUCUUCUCUCCUCUUUCAAGCACCCUCAUCAGAAGCCUGACGCGUCUCUUAGAAGUAAUGGAAGUCGAGUGGAGAACUCAGCAGCUCGUUAUGUUGUAACAUGGACUCACCCGCGACACACUACUCUUACAUUUUUCUCGGUUCUCUCUUUUUUUCAAACUGGUUUAUUCUCCGUCGCUGAAGGAGAAGACGCGCGUGUGAUAAACCACGGACAUGUUCGUUGACUGUUCUGAUUUUUGAUGUUUUUGUAUGUUCCAUUUUUACAGUGGUCUUUUUAACUUGAUGUCGGAUGUGCAUGUU
This is a messenger RNA of Gadus morhua (Atlantic cod), 1527 nucleotides long. RefSeq names its product mortality factor 4-like protein 1. The coding region runs from base 147 to 1121 and encodes 324 amino acids. NCBI's taxonomy places the organism in Eukaryota, Metazoa, Chordata, Actinopteri, Gadiformes, Gadidae. Gene Ontology annotation, biological process: chromatin organization; regulation of DNA-templated transcription. Gene Ontology annotation, cellular component: nucleus; NuA4 histone acetyltransferase complex. The transcript has 12 exons. The record is from RefSeq and is a predicted model, not a curated record.